Molecule: messenger RNA, 1715 nt
Organism: Helobdella robusta
Lineage: Eukaryota; Metazoa; Annelida; Clitellata; Rhynchobdellida; Glossiphoniidae
Exons: 7
Coding region: 603-1715 (370 amino acids)
Biological process (GO): cell surface receptor protein tyrosine phosphatase signaling pathway; axonogenesis
Cellular component (GO): axon; focal adhesion
Molecular function (GO): signaling adaptor activity; protein phosphatase binding
Source: RefSeq, a predicted model, not a curated record
GACUGUUUGCUUAAUUCACUUAUUCCUCGGAGUGCAAGGUAUCAUUUAUCUAAGCAUGUACGCAUAUCAUGUAAAACAAGGUAUUGUAAUAGAUAUAGAUAUGUUUACUUUCCUCAACUAAACGUUCAUGAUCGAGUUUUUCUGCUAAAGGAAUAAAAGUAAAUGAUAUUUUUAUAGGAGUAUCGUAAAUAAGAUUUUAAUUUCCCCCUUAUGAACAGCGUACAUACGUUGCUUUUAUAUAGCGCUGUUUUUUUAUACAUAACGUCAGUCAAUUUGAUCUGCUUUUUUGGCUUUCACAUAUUUCUGAACGGUUUGAUCGUGGAAGAAAUAAUUUUUUUCAUUGGUUUCCUCUUUUCUACAACCAGGGUAGAUGUCGUCAUAUCUAAAAAAAAUUAUAAAUAGAUUCGAGUUUUAUAUGAUAAACGUAUCAGCACAAAAAUUUCACAUUUACAUCAAAAAUUCAUUUAUUGAUUCAACGGUGUUCCACAGCAUCAACUAAUUCGCAAUUAAAAUUUUGGAGAAAUUUAGUUGAAACGAAAUUUUAGAAGAAUUUAUUUAAGAGGAUUAAUUUCACCAUUCAGCAGUGUGAGACUAAUAUUUCUAUGUUCCCGCCUUCAACUACCUGCCCAAAGCCAACAACAUCAACAAGAAGAACAACGCCAGCCACAGAACGCAGCCCAUCAAACAGCAGCUCAAGUAGUAACAGGAGCAGCAUAGCUAGCAGCAACAGCAGCGGCUACUGCAGCGCUGGAGUAUUACUGCAACAUCCGUUCCACCAAUUUCAUCAUCAGCCUCCUCCAUUGGCAGCAACGACCUCUUCAGUCCAUCCGUCAGCAGUUCGUCGCACAUCAAAUCAGAGUAAUGCAUCGGGUACGUCAACGUCGCCAUCAGCCCAACGUCUUGCAUUGCAAAGUUUGAAAAGUCCAGACGUCAGUGUGAAUGGCGGGUGUGUGAAUGAAGAAACUGACGAGAAUGCAGCUCAAGAACAUGGGACCGCUGAUCUGUACCAGCAAGGAAGGAAGGAAGCAGAACUGUUGUACAAAUGGUUGGAAAGUAUCAACCAGACCGACUGUUUCCACCUGUUUCUGCAGUCCGGUUACGACAUGCACACAGUAUCCAGGAUGACACCCGAGGAUUUAACAGCAAUUGGAAUAACAUUUCCAUCUGUCAGAAAGAGAUUGGCAAUAGAAAUAAGCAGACUGCAGAUCCCUGAUGGUAUACCAAAUUUCUGGCCGUCCAGCGUACAAGAAUGGUUACAAUAUAUUCAUCUCCAGUGCUAUUAUGACACUUUAAUGAAAGAAAACUAUACAAACCUUGAAAAAGUUAUGGAAAUCACUUGGGAAGAUUUGGAAGAUAUUGGCAUAAAACAACUCGGCCACCAAAAAAAGAUAAUUUUGGCUAUAGACAAACUCAAAAAAAUUCACGCGAGUAAAAUAAUUUCAUCGUCAUAUUCUUCAACAACGACCCCAUUUCCCAACAAUCUUUUUCAAUUAGAAAAUUCCAUGCAAUCUUUCAGAAAAAAUAGUCCAUUAGCGUGUCAUGAGUUGAUUGUAGAGCAAAUUGAUGCAAAAAAUAGAAAUAAAGAAAAAAAGUUGCCAAUAACACUAAGGUCUCCAGAAAUAGUCCACUUAAAAUCAAUAGAAAUUCCUGCUCCUGAAAUUGUCGCUAUACAGGUUUGUCUUUUACCAAAUCACAUAAAUAAUUUUGUUAUUUAA